AUGGUGUUUUUUUUUUUUGCCUGGGCCGUUCAGCUCCAUAGCGUGGCUUUGUGCGCUCAGGUGCGCGUCAGUCCACGACAGGAGGCGCACGGCAUCAGCCGUGGCAUGGUUCAUACAAGAAGGUUCUUGGUUCCGUUUCACAUCGGCACACCACCUGGUUCACUUCGUGCCAGCUGUCAGAUGUCCGAGAAAGACCGCGAAGGCUGGGCGAAGCUGCUGCAAGGAGGCGGCUCCUGCGUGCAGAGUUCUUCGUUUGAGCGCUGUGGCCCUCGGGGGACGCUUGGGGUGUCGAAACCUGAAGGUGGUGGCAUGUCCUCCGUGUCUGAAGCACUGGCGGAACCACCGAGCUUCGCUACCCCCUUCCCACGUCUACCGCCGGCGCGGCCCCAAGACCCAGGGUGA
Symbiodinium natans is the source of this 402-nucleotide messenger RNA. The record is from the annotation of a GenBank genome assembly. NCBI's taxonomy places the organism in Eukaryota, Dinophyceae, Suessiales, Symbiodiniaceae.